Fusarium sp. VM40 is the source of this 1248-nucleotide messenger RNA. NCBI's taxonomy places the organism in Eukaryota, Fungi, Ascomycota, Sordariomycetes, Hypocreales, Nectriaceae. The record is from the annotation of a GenBank genome assembly.
AUGGCUGUCGCAACAUUUUCAGAGCUGCCCUCAAAGUUCCUUGGGCCUCUCCGGGCUUGGAUAGAGGCCACGCCUGUUUACGUCCUUCUUGUUCUCUUUGUCGCGCUUGUUGCGCUGACUUUGUUCGAACUCUAUGUCAUCCUGCAUCUCGUCGCGCCAAAGCCUCGACCUGUUCACGCCUCCGAAAAGCAAUACAUUACCAGUGAUCCUAUUACCGGGCGCUCACAGCCUAAGCCACUCCCAUGUUGGUACGAUCGCUGGCUUGCUGAGCGCCAGAUCAGCGAGCAGCAUGUCCAACCCGCCGAAGCAUUCCCGACACCUGAUGCUGGAAAUAUCGAACCUGCCGAUGUGCGUCUAAGUGUGGUAUUUCCGGCCUACAACGAAGAAGAUCGUGUCAUCCCGACUCUGGAGGAGGCCGUGGCUUACCUAGACGAACACUUUGGUCGCACCACGCAAGGGACCACCACCACCACAAGCCCGACAUCGAAGCGACAUGUACGAAACGCCCCUAAGGAAGGCCUAGGAGGGUACGAAAUCUUAGUCGUCGACGAUGGAAGUCGAGAUAAGACAGUGGAGGUUGUUCUCGAAUUCGCAAAGGAAAAUGGUCUGCAUGAUAUUCUCAGGGUUGUUUCGCUGGCACGCAACAGAGGCAAGGGUGGAGCGACUACGCAUGGUUUCCGACACGUGAGAGGUGAAUAUGUCCUGUUCGCUGAUGCAGAUGGUGCGUCGCGGUUCUCUGAUGCUGGGAAGCUCAUUGAAGGAUGUGAGGAGGUUGUUGAUGGGUCACACCGUGGCGUUGCCAUUGGUAGCCGCGCCCAUCUUGUCGGCAGUGAGGCCGUAGUCAAGCGAUCGGCUCUGCGAAACUUCCUCAUGCGGUCUUUCCACCUUGUCCUCAUGAUUCUCACUCCCCCGGCUACGUCUCGCAUUCGCGACACUCAGUGCGGUUUCAAGAUAUUCUCUCGUGCAUCUCUACCUCACAUCAUUCCCUACAUGCACACCGAGGGCUGGAUUUUCGACAUUGAGAUGCUCAUGCUGGCCGAGUCGGCUCCCGCGACACCAGUCCUUGGCCACGAUGGCAGUGUUAUUGGCACCAGUCCUGGCAUCAAGGUUGCUGAAGUGCCAAUUGAGUGGCACGAGGUUGGUGGCAGUAAGCUCAACGUUAUCCAGGACAGCAUCAAGAUGGCUAUUGGCCUUGCGGUGCUGAGAGCGAGUUGGAUGUUUGGUGUAUACCGAAGAAGGCUGACAUAG